AUGGCGGAUUAUUCUUCGGCGAACAAUUAUCCAAAGUUGACUUAUGAGAUGAGCCAGAAGUUCAAAGUCACAGUAAAGGUGUGGACGAAGGCCGCUCUGGUGAACGUGCAAAGCGGCAUCGCACUCCACGGGGAAGGAUCGUCGGUCACUGGCCGUGCCCGUGAUCAAAGCAACAAAGACAAGCGCCAGAUCUGGAUCGUGGCCUUUCCCUCGCCUGGUGCUGGCGCUCUUCUUGUAAACGAAGCCACCGGAGGCCAUAUCGUUGCUCAAGGGGAGAACAAACCAGUGAUUCUCAACAACGACACCUCCAUCAAUGACCGAAAGGGGCAAUGGUACAUGGAAUUCGCGCAGGAGGGAAGUCGUGGAACCAGGUUCAAGAAUGCUGAGUUAGGUAGCUGCGUGCUAGACUUAGCAGCAGGACCCAAGGGCGACGGAACGCCUGUCUAUUGUUACAAGGAUAGCAAAGGGAAGAACCAGGUUUGGUCGAGGAUUGAUGCAGAUUAA
Molecule: messenger RNA, 504 nt
Organism: Coniosporium apollinis CBS 100218
Lineage: Eukaryota; Fungi; Ascomycota; Dothideomycetes
Exons: 4
Coding region: 1-504 (167 amino acids)
Source: RefSeq, a predicted model, not a curated record